AUCAAAAACCCUGGUUAAACCCGAGAGCUCGUCCCAUUUUCAUUUCAACAAAAUCCAAAAGUUGAAGACUUGCGACGAGCGAUAUAGCAAUAGCACUGUGAUCCGCUUCGGUCACCAUGAGAAGGGUUAAUGGAGUCGCUUUGCUCAGUAGAGCCGUCGUCUGUAUGGGUAGCUCUACCGCAGUCGGCGGCGCAACUCAACAGCGGCUGGUUCAAGCUGCGAUGUUGAGCACUUGCUCGAAUUCGAAUCCGCUGUGGUUCACGCGAAGACUCGGCGAUCACUUCGGCCUAUCGAAACCCUCUGUGGCCUGCAUUGCAGGAGGGCACGUGUGCUUCUCUUCGAACGCCACGUCUCUGGCUCAAGAGAUGCAUGCCCAGGACAAGUUCCUUCCCAAGGACGUCCAGCUCUACCAGUACGAAGCUUGCCCUUUCUGCAACAAGGUUAGAGCAUUCUUGGAUUACUAUAAAAUUCCAUACAAAGUUAUGGAGGUUAACCCCAUCAGCAAAAAGGAGAUUAAAUGGUCUGAUUACAAGAAGGUGCCGAUACUGAAAGUUGAUGGUGAACAGAUGGUUGAUUCUUCAGAUAUAAUCGAUAAGCUGUUCCAGAGGAUCAAUCCUGAGAACAAUGUCAUAAAUGGUGAAGAAGAAAAGAAGUGGCGUGGGUGGGUGGAUAAUCACUUGGUGCAUGUUUUAUCACCAAACAUAUAUCGAACUGCUUCCGAGGCUCUCGAGUCAUUUGACUAUAUCACCAGUCAUGGAAAUUUCAGUUUAUAUGAAAGGAUAGUAGCAAAGUAUACUGGAGCUGCAGCUAUGUAUUUUGUGUCUAAGAAACUGAAGAAGAAACACAAUAUCACCGAUGAACGUGCAGCCUUGUAUGAAGCCGCAGAAACCUGGGUGGAUGCUCUUAAAGGGAGACAAUUUCUUGGUGGGUCAAAUCCUAAUUUAGCCGAUCUUGCUGCAUUUGGUGUUUUGAGGCCCAUUCGGCACCUUAAAUCUGGCAAAGAUAUGGUGGAGAACACACGGAUUGGUGAAUGGUACACUCGAAUGGAAAGUUCAGUGGGAGAGUCUGCUAGAAUCGAGGCCUAAAGGUGGAACAUGUUAGUUGUUUCAGAUUUUCAAUCUGCUUCAGCCAUUGGUUCUGCCAGUGGAUGGGGUAGGCAUCACUAAUAAAUGAUACAUCAUUUGAACAUCAUUGAAGAUGAUUCAAACUUUACAAGAAGGUGUUUUAGGAGAUGAGGUGUUAUGGUUGAUCUUUCUUAUAUGUUUCUCCCAUUUAUAUGUAGCAGCGCUUUUCAGUGGUUUGAACUCUGUGAUGCUAGAGAGCAAACUAGAACACUCUUGUGUAUAUCAUACAUGCAGAGAUGUUGGCAGGUGGUGUUUGCAAGUUCUAUUUGACAAUGUCAUGAGAUCAUUAUAUCUGA
Prunus mume (Japanese apricot) is the source of this 1420-nucleotide messenger RNA. RefSeq lists its product as uncharacterized. Gene Ontology annotation, cellular component: mitochondrion. The record is from RefSeq and is a predicted model, not a curated record. Lineage: Eukaryota; Viridiplantae; Streptophyta; Magnoliopsida; Rosales; Rosaceae. Gene Ontology annotation, molecular function: prostaglandin-E synthase activity.